Messenger RNA from Zophobas morio, 2336 nucleotides. It is a transcript of the gene Atg14, whose product is annotated as beclin 1-associated autophagy-related key regulator. The transcript has 8 exons. Gene Ontology annotation, biological process: autophagosome assembly; mitophagy; cellular response to starvation. Bases 173 to 1597 code for a protein of 474 amino acids. The record is from RefSeq and is a predicted model, not a curated record. NCBI's taxonomy places the organism in Eukaryota, Metazoa, Arthropoda, Insecta, Coleoptera, Tenebrionidae. Gene Ontology annotation, cellular component: phosphatidylinositol 3-kinase complex, class III; autophagosome; extrinsic component of phagophore assembly site membrane.
UUUUGUUUUAUUAACACCAAACAAACGUGAUUUUAAAUUAUUCAUUUCUCUUCAUUAUUUUUUGUUAAAAUUUUCGUAAAUUUUCAAGCACUGCAUAAUUUUCUUUUUCGUGGCGAUCUUUCAAGGAACGAGUGUUCAAAAGCGUAUAGUGCAUGAAUAAAUUAGUUUUGUUAUGGCUACCAGCAGUUCAGACGAAAGUAGCACUGCUCCAAAAGAUUUUCAUAUUUCCUCAUCUAUAGACAGUGGCAGUCGUUUAAGUUUACCCAGACAGAAGUGUUUGUUGUGCUCUAGUUCCCGAAAAGUGUUUUAUUGCAAAGAUUGCAUUCACAGUGGCCUAUUUUAUUCGUCAAAACAUCAAGCUUCAGAAAGUUACUUGGAUAAGCGGAAGACGUUGCUUGAAUUAGAAGAUAAUAAAAAAAUACUCGAAAAGAAGUGUCUUAAACAUUUUGAAUUUCGACAAAAAGCUGAUGUAUUGCAUUCGAAAAUUAGGCAGUAUAAAGAUAGAAACAGAAUUAUUAAACUUGCAGUCGAAGAAAAAAAGCAAAAACGUCUCAAAUACAUUGCCGACUUAACCAAGUUGAAGGAAGAAGUGAAACGUACGUCGGAGAAGUUAUUAAAAUAUGAUCAAAAGGUGGUACAAGUUGAGCUAUGUGCCGCUGAUAAACGAGAAAAAGUUGAAAAACAACAAGAACAAUUAGAGCAGAACCAUCAAGAGAUAAUGGGGCUUGUGAGACUACGAAUUGAUCAACUGAAAAACAUAUUUCCAAUUACGAAAGUGGAACCAAAACUAGAGGAGGAAUCUUUAGAAUCGGAUAUGGUUAGUGCUAUUGCAGAAGCAUCACAAACGAUGUAUGUUAGAGAUCGUUGGGAAUAUGCAGACUUCCCAACUGAUUUUAAUGAAUUGCAAUAUUCAAUUGUGGAACCUUGUUUGCCUGGUUCUGGAAACUAUUCACUAUAUAAUAUCUGGGUAUCCAAAAACAAGGACGCAGUUCCAGUAAAUCCGAAUCCCGAUCUUGUCGAACACAACCCGGCUUACAACAUCAGCGCAGCACUCACUUACACUGCCCAACUCAUCAACGUUUUGGCAUUCUAUUUCAACGUCCGGUUGCCAUACAGGAUGGUCUACAGUGAUUUUUGCGGGGGUUACAUGGAUGAAGCUCAGUUCACGCGAAGAGUGGCCCGUCUCAAUGCUAACGUGUUAUAUUUAUGUUUCUCGCAAAACAUUGAUUUGUCCAAUUUAAAAGCCUGCGAAACAAUUCACAAUAUUCUGAAACUGAUGGACACAAGUAAUCCCAAUCUAGGGAGGCAAGGUCCGUUUGAAGUUGAUUCUCGGAAAGCGGAUUCGCUUGAGAAGCCUAUAACGAGAGAUCUGGAGUUUAGUGGCGAUAACACGGAUUCGGACGAAGGGGAUAGUUUUCACAGAGAAUGGGAAACUGUACCACAUAUUCCAUGCGCUGAUGUUCCUGUUGCUUCACCUGUGGUACAGUCUGCGCAGAUGAUCACUACGCAACAGGCUACCAGUGUGGCAGGAGGUCUGGUGACUAGUGCUGCAGCUAGCAUUGCUUCAAUGUGGAGAGGAAUUACUGGUUUAAGAUAGUUUUUUCUUUGUAGUUGUUAUUGUUAGAUUAGAGAUUCGUUCUUUCUUUAAUUCCAUCACUAAUGUUGGUAGAAGGAUAAAUUAAGUUUGUUUGAAAAUACGUCUAAAACGAUUGUUUCAUAUUAACGACUGAAAGUUUGACUGCAUUUUAAACAGACUCUUUGUAAUAUAUUUCAGAUAAAUAUUUUUUACACGUUUGGUGGUGAUAAAUUGUAACCGUUAUAGUACAUGGAGCCUUUUAAAAUGUACUUAGUUUGUUAAUAACAGAUAACUUUCUGCUUAUAAAUAUGUCAGGUAGCAGUUACUUUUAAUAUUGCACAAAUUAGUUCCUAAUUAAUCAUAAUUAUUUUUAACAAAAUUGGAGGGUAAUUUUCGUAUGUGUAUGUAAUUGACAAGAACCAUGAAAAUUGCUAUUAAAGUAUUUUGUAACCAGAAAAUUUAAGUUAAGGUUUUGUAUAUAAUUACAAAUUACGGUCAUAACGUUCUCGUCCACUUGACCUCAGAGACCACAGUUUUUUAUCCAUUGAUUUUUGUAUUGUAAAUAUUAUUUGUUCGUUCUUCAUACGUCAAUAUUUUUGAAGCAAUUUUUUUUAUGUAUACUCUUAGAAUGUUUGAGAUAGAAGUGUUUUAUAAUUAGAUCAUAAUCUAUUGUGAUAUAUUAAAAAAAGUUGUACAUUUUUACUAUUAAGUGUAUGUUAAAUUAUAUAUUUUAAAUAAAUACAAAAAUAUACUAUAUUUA